GCAGAGGCUCACUCGGCGUUGCUGAACAGGGAGCUCAGCCGACUCCAGCAGAGGGACAGUGGGAUAUGACACCCGCCACAAUCCGCUCCCAUCCUCCUCCGCCCUCGGCUCAGCGAGCCUGACAAACAGCGGAUCAGAAACAGCAUCGCUCCAGCUUUCAGACAAGCUGAGUAUCGGUUCACCGAAAGCAUGGAUCUGCGAGUGGGGAGUAAAUACCGGCUUGGCCGCAAGAUCGGCAGCGGCUCCUUUGGGGACAUUUACCUCGGUUCUAACAUCGCUACAGGGGAGGAGGUGGCCAUCAAACUGGAGUGUGUGAAAACCAAACAUCCACAGCUUCACAUCGAGAGCAAGUUCUACAAGAUGAUGCAGGGAGGAGUUGGAAUCCCUUCUAUAAAGUGGUGUGGAGCUGAGGGUGAUUAUAAUGUGAUGGUGAUGGAGUUACUUGGCCCUAGUCUGGAGGACCUCUUCAACUUCUGCUCCAGAAAGUUCAGCCUGAAAACAGUCCUCCUGCUUGCUGACCAAAUGAUCAGCAGAAUCGAGUACAUCCACUCCAAGAACUUCAUCCACCGGGACGUGAAGCCGGAUAACUUCCUGAUGGGUCUGGGGAAGAAGGGGAACCUCGUUUACAUUAUCGACUUCGGCCUGGCCAAGAAGUACAGAGACGCCCGCACACACCAGCACAUCCCCUACCGCGAGAACAAGAACCUGACCGGCACCGCCCGCUACGCCUCCAUCAACACACACCUCGGCAUAGAGCAGUCUCGGCGGGAUGAUCUGGAGUCUCUGGGCUACGUGCUGAUGUACUUUAACCUGGGCUCUCUGCCCUGGCAGGGUCUGAAAGCCGCCACCAAGAGGCAGAAAUACGAACGAAUCAGCGAGAAGAAAAUGUCCACCCCCAUCGAGGUGCUGUGUAAAGGCUACCCCUCCGAGUUCUCCACGUAUCUGAAUUUCUGCCGCUCGCUGCGGUUCGAUGAUAAGCCGGAUUACUCGUACCUGCGGCAGCUCUUCAGAAACCUCUUCCACAGACAGGGAUUCUCUUACGACUACGUGUUCGACUGGAACAUGCUCAAAUUCGGAGCGAGUCGAGCAGUGGAUGAGGGUGAUCGAGAGCGGAGAGGUGAAGAGAGGGAUAGUGGAGUGGUGCGGGGGUCAGGAGUCAGAGGACACGCCUCCUCCGGGCCAAACCGCACCAGAAACGGCCCUGAACAGCCAACUUCCAACCCAGCCUCCCGCAUCCAGCAAUCAGGUAACACAUCGCCACGGGCAGUCUCCCGAGGAGAGCGGGACCGGAAGGUGAGCAUGAGACUGCACCGAGGAGCCAACGUCUCGUCCUCACAGGUCAGCAUGCCAUAUGAGCACCUGGGAAAGUGAGCUGUCCAACCACACACAAAACAACAGGGCUGCAGGACUCCGCCUCCUUCUCCAGAUAUUCUCAGAGAUCGUUUUGUUCUGUUUUUUUUUUUCUUUUUAACACUCUGCCUGUGAACCUGACCAGCACAGCGGGGGCUGAUCUGCGUGACCCUCCGCUCAGAUGAAGACUCCGCCCCUUUACCCCUUUGUUUCAUCCCACACAUCACUCCUUUACACAUCACUCCUUUACCCAUCAUCCCUCACUCCUGAUCUGUGAUCGCGUGAUAAAGGCUGGGAGAGAAGCUGAACGUUGUUUUUCGUUGGUUUUGAAUGUAAAGGGUUCGACUUUUUUGAGGCGGGUUGGUUUGUACUCUCCAGUUUGGAAUGUUUGUGUACACUUUGUUUGUUUGUUUGUUUGUUUUUGUGUGCACAGACGAGCAGUGAUGAUCUUUUAGAGAGAAAUCGGACACAGGUUGGAGGGUUUUUUGUUGGGCUCAGGCUGCACAGUGUAUUGUUUGUAAAUGAUCUUAUUAAUUGUCUUCACAUUUAGUGUUGCUGUCCAGAUCAGUUUCUGAGGGCGUUCUGAUAAAUCGGCUUAUUUCUACAAUAAUUUUGGGCAACUUUAAAGGGGAAUUCCACCAAAAAUCUCUGUAGAAUCCAGUGUGUGUGAGAGAAACUAAUUCAGAGUGGAGGUUUAGUUAGAAACUGUGCUUCACAUUUGAGAAAAUCAAUCUCAAAAAAUUAAGCAUGCAUAAAUAUGGCUAUGACACAUAUAUUUAUAACCUUUUUACUGUCAAAACUCACCAGUAAAUCCUACAGAAGUCUUUUUUUUUCAUAGGUAGAGUUUUAUAUGGAAUGAUGAUGUUGGGAAGAUCUGGGGGAAGAACUAAAUUAUUCCGCACAUCGCCCUGCUGUAUGCAUGCCUCUACCAUUUUAAUAAAAAAUGCAACUUCUAGAAGUGGUUAAACAGUGUAUUCAUAACCAUUAAGUCCCGUGAGGAGCUUCCUUCACCACCACACUACACUCUUUAAUGUGCGUCACUGCAUUCAUUAUCAACCUCUUCAGGCUGCAGCAGUUGAGCUCCGCCCGUUUACCUUAUAAUUCAAGUUUAAAAGCGGUGUUUUGCUUUUUGAAUGAGUGCAGCCAAUAGAAAUUGUUGAUGUUUGAUGCAGAAUACAGAAACAUUGUACCAUAAGCAUAUGUGGAAAAAAUAAAAUGCAAGAAUAUGAAUUUCAGAUAUGAGUUAUUUUGGUGGGAUUUUCCUUUAACCCUGAUAUUAUUGGUCAAUUAAAAACCUGUGAUUUUAAUGUUUUGCGGGACGUGUCAGAAUAUAAUACAAUAUGUAGCAGAAUAAUCCCAGUACUUAACUUUUUAGAGUAUUGUGCAGCCUGACUGUUCACAAAAGAAAGAGAGAUACAGAGAGAGAGAGAGGAAUAGAAGAACAGCGAGGAACAGAGAGAUAGGAAAUAAAGAGCAGAUUGAAAUGUUAUGUGUGUGUAUAUGAAAGUGUGGCCAGGGCUGGGGGUCAGAAUUCAGUACUUUUAUGCUGCCAACCUAAACACUUUAGCAUUAUCUAGGCCUGUAACAGUAAUUACAUUAUCAAUUUUUUCAUACUAAUAAUAAUAAUAUAUGAACAUGACCUCUCAUUUUUUGCUAGCUUUUCUUAAACAUUUAAUGAGCCAUUCAUUAUUGUAUUGUACUCAAUGUCUAUAUAUAUACAUAUUAAUUAAAACUUUUCCUUUUUUUCUUUUUUUUUUAUUUAUUAUUUUUUUUUUUAAAUGGUGUAAAUGUCUUAAUAUGCUGUUAUUGUAUCAUUACAUCAACAGCAAAAAAUCUUAAGUCUCUACAAGUCUUAACAUGACUAAUAUUGUUUAACACUGUUACCACAAAACUGUAAAUACUUGGUUAUCAUAACAGACCUAAUAUUAUCAUGUAUGGAAGCGCUCCAAUAACUAACCAAAGUUUAGAUUUAUGAUUGGCUGCCAGUAAGCAUUUAAGGGCAGUUCCUUUUGCAAAUUUUUUCACUGAAAGGAAAAAACGUCUGUGAUUGGAUUUAAGCUUUGUGAACACAGCUUUUUCUGAUUUUCAAAAUUUCUAAAUUAGUGAUUGGCAAUUGACAUGGAAGAGUCAAAUGUAUUUUUAAAAUUAUAUUACAAGAGAAACAAAAACAGAAAUAUGAUAUUUUACUGCAGAGGAAGGUAAAGAAAUUUUAUAGUAAGGCAUUUGGAAGCAUUUCUGUUGGUUUCUUUUGUUAUUAACAUUUAUAAACACACUGUUAUUGAAGGUAUUAACUGCUAUUAAUUAAGGUGUGUUAUUCAACAGUGUAAACAGUGAGGUAGGGUUAAGUUAUGUGGCGAAUAGGUACUGGUUGGGUGCAGUCUGAAUCAUGCCCAGUCCUGGCAGUGAGUGUGAUCGAGUUUUAAGGGAAGAGCUUUUGGUGAAGUUGUGAAGAGAGAAGUGAGAGUAUUAGAAAGGCUUCAUUCCCCUUUACACCUCCUCAUACUCAUCUUUCUGUUCUGUUUUAGGUGGGUGUGGCUUUACACUGGGGGUCUUCAGUCUUUACGUAAAGAUGCAGUGACUGCAGGUUUUUGUCUCAGUUGAGUGAAGGCGGUCCCCUGACUGUUCUGAUGUGAUAGAUUAGCGGUUCUCCUGUCCGGCUGCUCUUCAGUCUGAUGAUCAGUUUAUUGAGGAGCUCCUGAUUGGUUAAAAUGAAACCCUGCAGUCACAUCAGUUCUCUGUUUGUUACUCCUGUUUUAUAGUGUUUUACAGCGUUUUACCAUUGAUGUGCCACAUAGCCUUCAGGGCCUGACGAUAUAUCAAGUUUGCUGAUAAUAUUGACUGACAUUAAUGACCUGCACUUUUAACAGUAUUAGCAAUAGUUCUGCAUCUUUACUAAUAAUAUAUAUAUAUAUAUAUAUAUAUAUAUAUAUAUAUAUAUAUAUAUAUAUAUAUAUAUAUAUAUAUAUAUAUAUAUAUAUAUAUAUAAACUCAUAAUCUCCUGAUGAGAAAAACUAAAGAUGCACUGAAAUAAUGAUUAUUGGUCAAAGGCUGCAUACAAACAUCUUAAAUUGCCCACUUUGUAAUUUUGGCUUAAUUUGACAGAAAAAUAAUUUACCAAAUAUAAUGAAAAAAAUGUUAACUUACCUUUUAAAAUUUACCUCAGCAGUGCAAUUCUAAUCAUAGUUUUACCCCACAGUUCUAUUCUAGUCUUAAAUUUACCUUAGCAGUGCAAUUCUAACCAUAAAUCUGCCCCACUGUUCUAUUCGAGUCAUACAUUUACCUCAGCAGUGCAAUACUAAUCAUAGAUGAUUCUAUUCUGUUCUAUUCUAGUAAAAAUAAUUACCCCAAAAGUGAUACUCAAGUCAUAUGUAAGAGAAAUUCAUAUAUAGAGUGGAAAUCUGUGAAUAUAGUAAACUGUAUUAUUUGACAUCAAUUUAUCACUGACUCCACAACCUCUAGUAAGUUGAACUUCAAUACAAUACAGUAAUUUUCCCAUUGGGUGUUAAUGUAGCACAAUUCACAUUUAUUAACAGUAUCACAUUAAAACACUAAAAAACACUUGAAAGGGAAUAAUAAUAAUAUUAAUAAUAAUAAUAAUUUUUUUUUUAGAAAAUCCACAGUACAGCAUUAAAAUCUAUAAAUAUCAGUUGAUGUAAUCAGUUAUCUGCAUUUGUGCCAGUAGAAACUUUAUUGGCGGCAAAAUCUCUAUAUCUUUUAGGCUCUAACUGCCACAUCACCCCACUAUGACAUCACUGUCAGCCAAUAGGUUUUUUUUUGCAUUGUAAAUUAUUUUACAGAUUUUUUUUACCGCAUAUCUUGUGGGGAAGGGGGUGGGGCUUCUUUAAUAUGGGCAGGGUGUAAGAUUUAACUUUUUUCUCUCUUUUUUUUUCUUUUUUUGUAAAUAUGUGUGUGUGAGGACAAAGUGUUGUCAGUUGAUGCAGAAAAUGAUGCAGACUGAACUAAAGAGUGUCUGAGAAAAAAAAUAA
Astyanax mexicanus (Mexican tetra) is the source of this 5336-nucleotide messenger RNA. Its product is annotated as casein kinase I. Gene Ontology annotation, biological process: endocytosis; signal transduction; peptidyl-serine phosphorylation. Gene Ontology annotation, molecular function: protein serine/threonine kinase activity; ATP binding. NCBI's taxonomy places the organism in Eukaryota, Metazoa, Chordata, Actinopteri, Characiformes, Acestrorhamphidae. Bases 190 to 1371 code for a protein of 393 amino acids. The transcript is spliced from 11 exons. Gene Ontology annotation, cellular component: cytoplasm; nucleus. The record is from RefSeq and is a predicted model, not a curated record.